GCAUUGUUUAGCGAACUAAGGGCAAGAGCUACCCACCCACAACUUCCUGUUUUCCUUUCUUCGUGACAACGGCCAACAACUUCCGCUAACUCGGAGAAGAUGGCGGCUGUGGUGUGACCGUUUGUUUGAGACAGGAGUGGAACUGUCAUCCUACCCAGCCACUCAAACAUUAUAUCUACCUGGGUUCUCCUGUCCUGCUUAGGAGCCUCUCCACCAUGUCUACUUUUGUAGCAUUAAAAGAUGCCUUGGCGCCGGCUGCAGUGCCCGUUCGCGGCCUCGGCGAUGGCAUGGAGAUGGAUGGGCCGCCGGCCGCCGUCGAGAGCGUUGCAGAGACUCUGCUGAAAGCCCCCACGCCCCGGCACAGCCCCAGGGCCCCACCCCCCGGGGUGCUUCACCUGGGCAAGGUGGCCAGGGAGGCGUGCACGGAGCUGGAGGCGGUGCGUAUCGUGGUCCCCCGGUCCGCCAUCUUUCACCACGUGCCCAGCAAGGGCAACCGCCUGGCCGGAGGGGAGGUGAAGGGCGAGGCACCAGCACAGGCGGAGGAGCCCCCCGCGGACCCCCGAAAGGAGGCCCAGGACUUGCAGAGCGCCCUGGACAAGCUGCAGAACUCUGAGCGCAGGCUGCUACAGGACAAGGAAGGACUGUCCAACCAGCUACGAGUCCAGACUGAGGUGAACCGGGAGCUGAAAAAGUUGCUGGUGGCGUCAGUGGGGGAUGACUUGCAGUACCAUUUUGAGCGUCUGGCUCGGGAGAAGAAUCAGCUGAUACUGGAGAACGAGACACUGGGUCUCAACCUGGCCCACACCACAGAACAGCUGGAGCGCAUGAGUAUUCAGUGCGAUGUCUGGAGAAGCAAGUUCCUCGCCAGCAGAGUGAUGGCGGAAGAGCUGACCAACGCAAGGGUAGCUCUGCAGCGACAGACCCGAGAGGCCCAGAGUGCCAUCCAGGACCUUCUGAGGGAGAGGGAGGAGUUCUCCAGGGAGAUGCUGCACACACACAGGUCUCUGGAACAGCUGCUGGUUUCACUGCAGUGGGGCAGACAGCAGAGCUAUUAUCCCAGUGCCCAGCCGCUCAGUACAGGUGAGCUGGCUGCAGCCAAUCACAAGCUUGCAGAUGCAGUGAACUCGCAUCUGCUGGGAAACGUAGGCAGCAGCAGCAGCAGCCUGAAGAGUGACCAGACCUCUGAGCUUUGCAACACUCCAGCGGAGAAAAUGGCAGAGAAGGUGCUGAGGAUUCUGGAUCCUAUAUCUUGCUCGGAUAACAAGUUCGCGAGCCCCCUUCCCGAGUCCCCUCCCUCCGCCUUCCUGCCCAGCAAGAAGAGCAUUGGGCGCUUCCACCCCUACACCCGCUACGAGAACAUCACCUUCAACUGCUGCGAGCGCUGCAGCGGCGAGCUCAUCGUGCUGUAGGCCUGGGGUCUGGGCCAGCGCUGUGCUUCCGGAAAACUCCGAAACUCCGCCGAGCGCCCGGCUUAGGCCACCGGCGUUCUUUCUCCGGCAACCCCCCAGGCCACUGCCGAUUGGGGGGGAAGCACAGCGUGGCUUCAGAUUCCAGCGCUUUUGUGUAAGGGUACUCUGGAGAAGAGUGGUAUUGCACUGUGAGUGCGUGAGAAUUUAAUCAUUUAAUUGACUUUAAAUACAGAGGAGAGGCAGCAGGCUUGCACCUCCCUCUGAUCUGAGCGAUUAUUCACUGUGGAUCAGUGAGGUCCAUCUUUGUCUUUUACUUGACUAAUUGAGACACCACCAGCUGUAGUCAGAGGUGCAACCAUGCCUUUCGGUCACUGUUGAGUGGGGAGCUGCCCCUGCCCAGUCAAAAAGGUGCAGUUGUUUGACCCAGCAAUAUACUGUCUGUAAGACAGUGAUUUUCAAGAGGGUGGAUAUAUCAGUUGCUGUAAUUGUGUAUUUCAGUGUUAAAAUGACUAUUUAUUGAUCAACAUGACCUUAAAUUACUGUAGUGUUAUUGACAUGGGACUACAUUUCAUGAGUUUAGGUGAACUCUGAUCUGUAGGGAAAACCCUGUUUGUACCAAAUGCACUGUUUGAAACAUGUCGUGCAAGUAAGUUUUUUAAAGGGGACUUGCGUUCCCAGUUUGUAUAAAAGGUACUGUCUUCUACCACUAAGGGUUCUUGAUUUAUUUAGGCUGCUGAUGUGGGCUGUCCAGGUGAGAGCCCUUACUUGGGCUGGGUCACAUGUGGCUUUGAGGUCAAGUUUUUCCCCCCUUUGUGUUAAAAUGUGAUGCUGCAGUGGAAUUCUGUAUUAAAAACUGGGUUUUUUGUUGCAAGUGUACAGGCCUUCUGGCUCUUUGAUAAUAAAACCGAAUGGCAUUUCA
This is a messenger RNA of Anguilla anguilla (European eel), 2328 nucleotides long. It is a transcript of the gene blzf1, whose product is annotated as basic leucine zipper nuclear factor 1. The transcript has 7 exons. The coding region runs from base 216 to 1409 and encodes 397 amino acids. The record is from RefSeq and is a predicted model, not a curated record. Lineage: Eukaryota; Metazoa; Chordata; Actinopteri; Anguilliformes; Anguillidae. Gene Ontology annotation, biological process: Golgi organization; Golgi to plasma membrane protein transport. Gene Ontology annotation, cellular component: Golgi membrane.